CUGAAUCGAAAUAUUAAUAAAAUAUGCAAAAUGGGGAAAUACAGAGGAAAGUAACAGUACAUUUUUUGUCAUCCGGUAACUAUUAGAGCAGAUAUCACACAAUCAAUGAAACAUAAAUACUAUCGGAUGAACCCGCAUCCACCUCUAUGUCGGCGCCGGUUAUAAUAAAUUACACAAGUGCAAAGAAAUAGUAUAAUACAAAAAUGCCGGGAUUUCGAAUGCCCUCCAACCGGACACUGGGAAACAUAUGCGUUUACGGCGCCGUUGCAUCCAUAUCUGCGGUCAUGUACAUGCGCUGGAAGAUGGAGGACCGGGUGAAAUCCUGUGAUUACUACAAACUGGCCAUCAGUGCUCUGAGACACCACAAGGGAGCUGUGAAGCUGCUGGGUGAACCCAUCAGAGAGUCGGGCAUUGAUCUUUCCAACGCAAAUAACAACUGCAAUGCGGAGAAGGCGCAAUUGGAGGUCUCAGUGCAUGGCAGCAAGGACAAAGGAACCUUGUACUUCUGGGCGUCCCAUCUGCCAGACAAAGGCUGGCUGAUUGACCGACUAGAGCUGGAAACGAAGCGUAAUCCAGACAAGCGUUUCCUGCUCAAGAAACCCGAGGAUGUCCCGGACUAUGUUGUGCCCGAGUCUCAUAACGCACAGCAGUGGGCGAAUGCCACAUUGCCCUACCCGCCUCACCAAUCAGAAUCCACGCAGCAGGAGAACGCGACUAAGAGGAUCUAUGAACAGUCGCUAAACGAACACCCACAACAACCAGAGGAGCAGCAGGAGGCAGGAAACUUAAAGAGCCAUUAAUUGGGUUAUAGAAAUGUAGUAACAAUUUCCGAUUUAGUUAGUUUAUUCUUAUUAAAUUUGACUAAUUCAAGCAAUCUUAAAUGUUUCAUAUUUAAGGUAUUUUAAUUACACAUUUAUUAUUGUUGUUGUUUGUUAAAAAAUCAAAGUCUUUUGUUGAUGAAAAGCUGGCUAAAAUGUCAUUUACUUAGCUGCCUAUGCUAAUAAUGUUCGGGUAAUGGGGGAAGCGUUUGAGUUGAGAAAACUUGACGGGAUGAAUGUGGGUAGUACUAAGUGGACUACUAUGCAUGAGACAGGCUCUAAUAAUAGUUGAAAUACAUUCAAUCGGAGGCGCAGUUCCAAGUGUUUUGUCCAAAUUAAGCAUUCUUACAAUUGGACGGGACGGGAUGGGCCCACACACGAGCUACGCUGCUCAUACAUAUAGUGCACUGAUCUUGUGUUUGUUGAUGAUUGUUUAAAAUUAGAAUAAUACAAUACAUAAGUCAGAGUACUCGUACAUGAUAAAAACCGCGUUUAAUGCUCAUUCUUAAACGAUAAAGGCGACAAUUGGUGGCGAGUGUAACCCAAACGAGGCAACAGCGCAUCAUUCAUUGUCCAAACUCAUUUAAUUGAAUCAUCUCUGAUCGUAAUUAAAUUUAUAUGCAGCUAUGCAUGUGCAGUGCAGUGCAUUCAUCGUUAGUUAUAGUAUAUAACACAUUGUAAAUACACGUUGUAUAUAUAUAUGUACGCAUGUAUGUAUAUGUUGUAUGUGUGUAUGUGUAUAGGCAAAUUACAGACAUUUAGUUUUAACUUGUA
Messenger RNA from Drosophila obscura, 1592 nucleotides. RefSeq lists its product as uncharacterized. Bases 204 to 800 code for a protein of 198 amino acids. Gene Ontology annotation, cellular component: mitochondrial inner membrane. NCBI's taxonomy places the organism in Eukaryota, Metazoa, Arthropoda, Insecta, Diptera, Drosophilidae. The record is from RefSeq and is a predicted model, not a curated record. Gene Ontology annotation, biological process: mitochondrial respiratory chain complex IV assembly; mitochondrial respiratory chain complex I assembly. The transcript has 2 exons.